This is a messenger RNA of Colletotrichum truncatum, 1848 nucleotides long. Its product is annotated as transmembrane amino acid transporter family protein. Gene Ontology annotation, biological process: amino acid transmembrane transport. The record is from RefSeq and is a predicted model, not a curated record. Gene Ontology annotation, molecular function: L-amino acid transmembrane transporter activity. Lineage: Eukaryota; Fungi; Ascomycota; Sordariomycetes; Glomerellales; Glomerellaceae.
AUGCCCGGACUCCCGGUCACACCCGCAGUCGCGCCCGUGGCCACGGACGGCAGCGGAGAGAUUUCAAAGUUGGAGCAGAAGAAUUCCAACAAUUCCAAUUCGCACUCGAGCGGAGCCGGGCAUGCUGUAGACAUCAUGACGACGCCCAAUACCCACGACCCGAACGUCACGUUCGAGGAGUAUCUCUACUGGGCGAGUAUCACGCGCUCUGAAGAACAGGAGGCGAAUGAGAAAUAUGUGCGAUCACGGGGACCUGUGACGCUGAAGAGCGUCAUAAAGGAUAGGUUCAGGAAGGGAGACGGGAAUGGACAUAGCAGCGACGCCUCGGAGACUGGGGCGGGAGAAAAGAACGGCAGCGACAAGGCUUUAGGUCCGUCUGCCGAGGGUACCGUUGGGAGUGCUACUCCCGAAGAGUGGAAGAGAGCGAGCAGGGCGAUGAGAACGGCGGGCUGGGGCGCCAUCUUCUAUCUCAUCACAACCGAUAUCCUUGGUCCCUUUUCAACGCCUUGGGCUUUUGCGCAGAUGGGCUACGGUCCUGGCGUGGCUCUCUACACCGUCUUCGGCAUCAUGUCUUUCUACUCCGGCUGGAUCCUCUACACGUCCUUUCUCGGCCUCGACUCCGAUCGCUACCCUCUAAAGGGCUACGGCGACCUGUACUUUCGCGUCUUUGGCUCCUGGGCGCGGCACGCCAUCAACUUCGCCCAGGGACUGCAGCUUCUUCUCUUCGUAGCUGUGCUGAUUCUCGGAAACGGGCAGUCCAUCUCGCAGAUCUCCAAGGGUUCCGACGGCGGCGCGGGGAUCUGCUUCGUUGCGUGCCUCGUUAUUUUCAUGGCUGCCGGUUUCAUUCUGGGCCAGAUUCGGACGCUGCAGAGGUUCUCGUGGAUCGCCAACUUGGCUGUCUGGAUCAACUUACUCAUCAUCUUCAUCUGCAUGGGCGUCGUCGCUCACUCUCCACCCAACUUCGCAGCAACAAAUGCCUCAUUCGGCGAUGCCUUUGGCCCCGGGCCCAUCCACACAUACGCCGGCACACCCCCGGACGGAAUGGCCUCCGGGGGCUCCGGGUUUUCGGCCUCCUUGAACGGACUCAACCAAGCAGUCUAUUCGUACGGUGGAUGCCUCAUCUUCGCGGCCUUCAUGUCCGAGAUGCGCCACCCCAUGGACUUCUGGAAGGCUCUCCUCUGCGGCGAGGUCUUCAUCUACUGCAUCUACCUCAUGUUCGGGAUCUACGUGUACUCCUUCCAGGGGCAGUACAGCUUCAACCCCAUCAUACAGGGACUGAGCCCAUACGCCUGGCAGACGGCGACGAACGUCCUGAGCCUCGUCACGGGGCUGAUUGCGGCCGCGCUGUACGGCAACAUCGGGAUGAAGGUGCUCUACGUCGAGUUCCUGCAGGGCGUGUUCGGCGCCCCUCCGUUGACGGAAUCCGCGGGCAAGAUGCUGUGGGCGGCCGUGAUCCCGGUGUACUGGGCCAUCGCCUUCAUCGUCGGGGCCGCGGUUCCGCAGUUCUCUCUCGUAUCGGGCUUUAUCGGCGCGCUGUUCAUCCUGUCCUUCACUUACACGCUCCCCGCGCUGCUGGGCCUCGGGUACUGGAUCCGAAAGGACGCGAUGCUGCCCGAGCUGGAACGGUUCGAUCCGGCAACAGGGGUGUAUGGAUACGUCGAUGUCGGCUUCAAGCGGUACUGGAGAGGUUUUAUGAAGAAGCCGUUGUUCAAUUCUUGGAAUUUCUUCUACAUGCUCGGCGGGAUGGUGACGACGGCCCUAGGCAUGUAUUCUUCUAUUGAGGGCCUGAUUGAGGCAUUUAACGGCAAGUCACAGGCAACGAGUUUCGGUUGCGGUAGUCCGGUGUGA